Molecule: messenger RNA, 4498 nt
Organism: Camellia sinensis
Lineage: Eukaryota; Viridiplantae; Streptophyta; Magnoliopsida; Ericales; Theaceae
Source: RefSeq, a predicted model, not a curated record
GCUUAAGGAGAUUUGCAGCAUCUUAAAGACAAGAAAAUACAGAAUGGAAGAAGGUCCAUGGACCAGUUUCUGUGGAAGUUCUGCGUGUUCACACGAACACAACUGCACAUCAGGCUUUGCUGCAAUUUUCAAUCCACAUUCAUGCCCCAACCAUGUUUUGGUCAUUGCUUUUGAUAUCAUUGUCUUUCUCAUCUGUUUGUUUACUGUCAUCUACAAAUCAAACUCAAAAAAGGUCGUAGCCUCGCCCCAUUCCCUUCACUGUUUGCCAAUUUCCUCAGCCAUUUUCAAUGGCGGGUUAGGCUUUGCUUACUUGGGUUUCGGGGUUUGGACAAUUCAAGAGAAAUUGAGAUCAGAAUAUAGUUUAAUACCUCUUCAUCAAUGGCUAGUGGUGUUGUUUCAGGGCUUUACAUGGUUGUUGCUGAGUCUAAUUGUGAGCCUCAAUACGCAACAGAGUCGACAUAUCGUAACAGUAAAGCUUUGUUCUGUACUUGCCUUGUUGUUUUCAGUGUUUCUAUGCAUUCCAUCUGUUUGGGAAGCCAUUGAGGAGAGAGUAGCAUCGGUUAAGACUGUGCUAGAUAUCAUGACCUUUCCCGUAGCAAUUCUAAUGAUCUUUUGUGCUUUUCGAGCACAAACAAAUGAAGGAAUUGAGCCCAACACCAAGUUUGAUUCACUCUAUGAACCUUUACAAUCUAAAGAAGCUGAUACGGAUGGUGAAAUCGACACAGAUGAGUCAGAUGACGAUGUAACUCCUUUCGCCAAGGCUGGAUUUUUAAGCAAAAUGUCAUUUUGGUGGUUGAAUCCAUUACUAAAGAAAGGCAAGGCGAAAGUUCUCGAGGACAAAGAUAUUCCAAAGCUACGUGAAGUUGAUCGAGCAGAGACGUGUUACUUGACGUUUAUGGAGGAGCUAAGGAAGCGAAAAGAGAAAGGAACGGCACAGAACCCUCCUUUUCUGUCGACAAUCUUUUUCUGCCAGAGGAGAGCUCUUUUGAUAUCCGGGUUUUUUGCGUUGCUCAAAGUACUCACACUGUCUACAGGACCGGUGCUUUUGAAAGCUUUUAUCGAUGUUGCACAAGGCAAAGAAGCGUUUAAAUAUGAGGGAUAUGCGCUUACCUUGGGGCUUUUCCUUGCAAAAUGCUUGGAAUCAGUGUCGGAGAGACAAUGGUACUUCCAAACUAGACUAAUUGGGCUGCAAGUAAGAUCUUUGCUAUCUGCAGCAAUCUAUGAGAAGCAACUCCGACUUUCAAAUGCUGCGAAGACCACUCACUCUCCGGGGGAGAUAACAAAUUAUGUCACGGUUGAUGCGUAUAGAAUAGGGGAAUUUCCAUACUGGUUUCAUCAGAUAUGGACAACGAGCCUUCAGAUAUGCCUCGCGUUUAUUAUCAUGUACUAUUCUGUGGGGUUAGCAACUAUUGCGGCGGUGGUAGUGAUCAUUGUGACUGUUUUUGGAAAUUACCCGGUGGCCAAAUUACAGCACAAACACCUGACAAAGCUCAUGGCAGCACAAGACAAGAGGCUAAAGGCAAUCACCGAGGCACUCGGAAACAUGAAGGUUUUGAAGUUGUAUGCUUGGGAGACGCAUUUCAAGAGCGUUAUAGCAAGGCUAAGGAAUGAUGAAUCAAGCUAUUUAGCGGCUGUUCUGUCACAAAGAGGGUACCAUUUGGUUCUGUUUUGGUCGUCCCCAACCAUAGUUUCAGCUAUUACUUUCUGGACUUGUUACUUUCUUGGAAUUCCUCUCAAUGUUAGCAAUGUUUUUACGUUUCUCGCAACGCUGCGAAUCCUUCAGGAGCCCAUCAGGUUGAUCCCUGAUAUUGGGACAGUGUUUAUUGAAGGAAAAGUUUCGUUCACUCGAAUAGUGAAAUUUCUCGAGGCACCUGAGUUGCAGGAUAGGAAUUUGAAGCAAAAGCACGAUGCAAAGGGACACGAGAAAUCUAUAUUUAUCAAUUCCUCUAGGAUUUCAUGGGAUGCUAGUUCUUUAAAGCCUACUCUAACCGACAUAAAUUUGGCGGUUAAACCUGGUGAGAAGAUAGCUGUAUGUGGAGAGGUUGGCUCGGGUAAAUCAACCUUUAUAGCGACAAUUCUUGGAGAAAUUUCAAACAUCAAUGGCAUAGUUCAAGUACAUGGAAAGAUUGCCUAUGUUGCUCAAACAGCAUGGAUCCAAACAGGAACCAUACAAGAAAACAUUCUCUUUGGGUCCAACAUGGAUUUCCAUAGAUACCAAGAAGUACUUGAAAAGUGUUCCCUAAUAAAGGACCUCGAGAUGCUUCCAUUUGGCGAUUGCACCAUAAUAGGAGAACGGGGCGUUAAUCUCAGUGGUGGGCAGAAGCAACGCAUUCAACUUGCACGUGCACUAUAUCAAGACGCAGAUGUUUAUCUCUUGGAUGAUCCAUUCAGUGCUGUUGAUGCACAUACUGCAACCAGUUUAUUUAAUGAAUAUGUCAUGGAAGCUCUAGCAGGGAAGACUGUCUUGCUUGUGACACACCAAGUCGACUUCCUACCAGCAUUUGAUACUAUCUUGUUAAUGUCGGAUGGAAAGAUCGUGGAAGCAGCUACCUAUGAUCAGUUGCUAACUUCUAGUCAACAAUUUCAAAUCCUUGUCAACGCUCACAAAGACACUGCCGGUUCUGAGAUGCAAACCGAGUACUCUUCUCAAAGGCCUAAAACCUCCAAAGAAGAAAUCCAGAAAAUUUAUACCAAGGAACAGCUAAAAGAAUCGUUAGGAGACCAGCUGGUUAAGAAAGAAGAAAGAGAAACAGGCGAUGCCGGUUUCAAGCCUUACAUACAGUAUCUGAAUAAGAGCAAUGGCUUCUUGUACCUCUCUCUGGCUGUUAUCAUUCAGAUUAUCUACAUAAUUGGGCAAUUUGUGCAGAGUCUCUGGUUGGCUGCCGACGUACAAGACUAUAGUGUAUCGUCUGAUCUGAAUAUGGUGGACCUUGAAUUGGCAUUCAAGUUCAGUGUGAGCAUAGGGGCAACGAUGAACACAUAUUUUAGCUUCUGCGUUUUGGCUAUCAUCACCUGGCCAAUCUUGAUUGUCAUCAUACCCAUGGUUUAUGUUACCAUACUCUUACAGAGAUUCUACUUUGUUUCUGCAAAGGAGUUGAUGCGAAUCGUUGGCACAACUAAGUCUUCACUUGCAAGCCAUCUUGGUGAAUCCAUUGCUGGAGUAGUGACUGUUAGAGCUUUUGGAGAGGAAGAUCGAUUCUUUUCAGAGAACUUGCGCCUUAUUGAUGCAAACGCGAGUGCAUUCUUCCACAAUUUUUCAGCAAACGAGUGGUUGAUCCAACGCCUAGAAAUCCUGUGUUCAAUUGUCCUCUCCUGCUCUGCGCUUGCCUUGACUUUGUUCCCACUCGAAGCUUCUAAAUCAGGAUAUAUUGGAAUGGCUCUAUCAUAUGGUCUUUCGCUGAACUUGUUCGUAGUUGGUUCUGUCCAAAGCCAGUGCAUGAUAUCGAAUUUGAUUAUUUCUGUAGAAAGGCUAGAACAGUACUUGCAUAUUCCUAGCGAAGCCCCUGAAAUAAUAGAAAGCAAUCGACCUGCACUGACCUGGCCAGAAGUUGGUAAAGUGGAGAUCUGUAAUUUGAAGGUUAGGUAUCGGCCUAAUGCUCCUCUGGUGCUUCGAGGGGUCAGUUGCGUGUUCGAAGGAGGGCACAAAAUUGGGAUUGUUGGAAGAACCGGUAGUGGGAAGACAACUCUGAUCAGUGCCUUGUUUCGCUUGGUGGAGCCUACGGAGGGAAUGGUCAUUAUUGAUGAUCUAGAUAUCAGUACGAUCGGGCUUCAUGACCUUAGAUCACACUUAGGGGUCAUUCCACAAGAUCCAACUCUCUUUUGUGGGUCUGUGAGAUUCAAUCUAGACCCGUUAUCAGAACACACUGAUCAAGAAAUAUGGGAGGUUCUUGAAAAAUGUCAGCUUCGAGAGGCAGUUCAAGAGAAAGCAGAGGGCUUGAACUCUUUAGUUGUGCAAGACGGAUCAAAUUGGAGCAUGGGACAGCGACAGUUAUUUUGUUUGGGACGAGCGUUACUGAAGAGAAGGAAGAUACUGGUUCUUGAUGAAGCCACUGCAUCAAUCGACAAUGCAACCGACUCCAUCAUACAGAAAACCAUUCGGACAGAAUUUGCAGACUGCACUGUCAUCACUGUAGCCCACAGAAUUCCAACUGUGAUGGACUGCACAAUGGUGCUUGCUGUUAAAGACGGGCAAUUGGUGGAGUAUGAUGAGCCGAUGAAGCUCAUGAGUAAAGAGGGUUCGCUGUUUGGGCAGCUGGUUAAGGAAUACUGGUCUCAUUCUGGAAACGCUAAUGGUGUGGACUCAGAGGAUUUGAAGCAAUAGCUUAGUAGUUGUAAGAAUAACUAAUAAGGUGUUAAUGGUAUUGUGUAAUGUGUUUUUGGGAUGUCGUUGCUAUUUCUUUGAAAUAAACACUACAUCUGUUGUGCGCCAGAUAUGCAUCACAAUUUGAGUAACGUUUUUGAAUUUCAAUUACUACACCUAUUAGAACUUAAUUUUUUU